AUGAGUACUGAUCCUCUAGCUCCAUCAUCUUUUUCUAAUGAGAAAAUGGGUUCUGAUAAGUCGGAGGAGAGGAGUGACAAGUCCUUCUCAAUAAGAGGUCAAUUUAGAGAAGGAAAGCCCGCAUAUCUUGAUACGAGCUCAACCACGCCAUUAGACCCCCGCGUUCUCGACAAAAUGGCGCCAUUCAUGAUUGGUUCGUAUGGCAAUCCACACAGUCGUACCCAUUCAUUUGGAUGGGAGGCAGAAUCUGCUGUAGAGACUGCAAGAGAGCAGGUUGCGAGCUUGAUUGGAGCUCAAGGCAAAGAAAUAAUCUUCACUAGUGGCGCAACCGAGAGUAACAAUCUUUCCAUCAAAGGGGCAGCCCAUUUCUACAAAAAGAGAGGAAAACAUGUGAUCACAACGCAAACAGAACACAAGUGUGUUUUAGAUUCGUGCAGAUCCUUGGAAAUGGAAGGAUAUGAUGUUACGUACCUUCCGGUGCAAAAGUCGACUGGUCGAGUGGAUAUGGAUGAACUGCAAUCAGCAAUUCGAGACGAUACUGUGUUGAUUAGUGUCAUGGCGGUUAACAACGAAAUCGGUACAUUGCAGCCCCUCGAGGUCAUAGGUGCACUUUGCCGAGACAAAAAGAUUGUCUUCCAUUGCGAUGCAGCACAAAUGGUCGGGAAGUUACCUAUCGACGUUGAUAAGAUGAAGAUUGAUUUGAUGAGCAUGUCCUCUCACAAAAUCUAUGGUCCAAAAGGAAUUGGAGCUCUCUACGUCCGAAGAAGGCCCAGAGUGCGUCUGGAACCAAUUUUUUCUGGUGGUGGUCAAGAACGUGGCCUUCGUUCUGGAACACUUCCACACUUCCUCUGUGUUGGUUUCGGUGCUGCUUGCGACCUUGCUCAAAAGGAAUUUGACUAUGAUCACGAGUGGGUGACAUACUUGUCAAACAAACUGCAAAGAGGAAUUGAAGAGAACAUACCAGAAGUCGUUCGCAAUGGAGAUGCCGAUCACAACUACCCGGGGUGUUUGAAUUACAGUUUUGCGUACGUUGAAGGCGAGAGCUUGUUGAUGGCUUUGAAAAAUAUUGCAGUAAGCUCUGGCUCUGCCUGUACCUCUGCCUCCUUGGAGCCUAGCUAUGUUCUGCGUGCGCUGGGUGUUGAUGAUGAACUUGCACAUAGUAGUUUGCGAUUUGGAGUUGGGAGAUUUACUUCUGAAGAAGAAGUUGACUUCGUCUUGGACUUGCUUCAAAAGCACGUUGAACGGUUGCGGGAAAUGAGCCCAUUGUGGGAAAUGGUUCAGGAAGGUAUCGACCUCAAAGCAAUUCAAUGGACACAGGAUGCCCACCAUUAG
Cylindrotheca closterium is the source of this 1332-nucleotide messenger RNA. The record is from the annotation of a GenBank genome assembly. Lineage: Eukaryota; Bacillariophyta; Bacillariophyceae; Bacillariales; Bacillariaceae.